GUUCCGAUUUCCCGGCUAAGAUUUUCAGUUUCCAUUCGCCGAAAAACCACCGAUUUUGGGCAAAUGUCGGCAUCUUCCAAGUAAAACCAUCAAUAGUAGGAGCCUACACUGAGCCCAGAAUGAGCCAUCGAUCUGUUGAUCGUUCAGCGCCUUACAGGUCAAGACACCGUUCACGUUCGCGCAGCCCUCCCCCAAAUAUUAUUGCCAGACACGUCGAACGCGCAGUGCAAGAAGAGCCUACGAAUCUGAUCAACUUCUCCUUUCUCAAUCAUCGGCAUGACUUAAACCGGGUGCUGCGAGGUUACUCCGCUCGUGACCAACUCGUAGACGAUGUGAACGAUUUCUGGUUGUUCGUGAACAAGUAUGAGGCACUACUGAAACGCACCGGUCAGCCGGUGCUUCCGGAUCCCGCCCUUCCCUCCGGGAACGAUUCGUAUGGCGGUCAAAUACCGAGCGAGUAUAAUAAAGCCCUGGGAUGUUCUGUUCGAUUACGAGUCCCUAUAGAGGAACUGCAAAGCCGGCUUGGAGCAAACUCGGCCAACAGCGCCAUAACACGUACCAAACUGCUCCAAUGGCUGCAAAUCGUCACUCACUAUUUGGACUUUCGCCAGCGAGAGAAAUUUGCCAAGCUUCGCAAACUACGCCAAACCCAGGCGAACCUUCCGGUAGCGAAGCAUCGUGAUGAAAUUGUCGAAGCGGUUCGGAACGAGCGUGUGGUCGUACUUGCGGGCGAUACCGGUUGUGGCAAAUCGACCCAGGUUCCCCAAUACCUAUACCGUGCCGGUUACGAACGUAUUGCCUGCACGCAACCGCGGCGGAUCGCUUGCAUCUCACUGUCCAAGCGUGUAGCUCACGAACUGCUGGCGGAAUAUCGGACCGAGGUGGGCUAUCAGAUAAGGUUUGAACGAAGCAAGAGCACCCACACCAAGAUCGUGUUCAUCACGGAAGGUCUUCUACUGCGUCAGCUGGCCAGUGAGGACUGCCUGGAGCAGUACUCGGUUAUCAUUCUCGAUGAGGUACACGAGCGGCACCUGCACGGAGACUUCCUGCUCGGUAUCGCCAAGUGUCUGAUCCGGGCUCGGCCUAACUUAAAGCUGGUGCUUAUGUCGGCCACAAUUAACAUUAAACUGUUUGCCGAUUAUUUCUCGGAGGAGGAGGCACGAAUCAUCGAGGUACCGGGUAGACUGUACCCGAUCAAGCUACACUACAUGCCCCAGCUUAAGGACGCACCGUUGGUGUCCGGGGAAGGAUCUCGAUCGCGCUCGUCCAAAUCCGAUCGACUCAAUCCGGAACCGUACAUUCAGAUUCUACAGCUGAUCGAUCAGAAGUACCCACCGACCGAAAAAGGUGAUCUGCUAAUCUUCCUGAGUGGACUGACGGAAAUCACUUCCAUCUGCGAUGCGGCUCGCGAAUACAAUGAGAAGACAAAGAACUGGAUCAUUCUGCCGCUCCAUAGUACGCUGUCGAUAGCCGAACAGGAUAAGGUGUUCGACUACGCACCGGAUGGUAUGCGCAAGUGUAUCGUCUCAACGAACAUUGCCGAAACAUCGGUCACGAUCGAUGGCAUACGAUUUGUGGUGGACAGUGGCAAGGUGAAAGAAAUGAGCUACGAUCCCACGACCAAGAUGCAGCGGCUGAAGGAAUUUUGGAUUUCGCGUGCAUCUGCCGAGCAGCGUAAGGGACGGGCCGGGCGUACGGGCCCUGGUGUAUGCUAUCGGUUGUACGCGGAGCAGCAAUUCCACGACUUUGAACCGUACAGUACGGCCGAAAUUCUGAAGGUACCACUGGAAUCGCUCCUGCUGCAGAUGAUCUCGAUGGGUUUGCCGAAUGCACGGUUAUUCCCGUUCAUUGAACCACCACCGAUGGACAACAUCGAAAACGCCAUCGUCGGUCUGAAAGAGGCUGAGGCACUGACGGAGGAUGAAAAGUUGACUCCGCUCGGGAAAGCACUGGCCAGAAUUCCGGUCGACAUUAGCAUCGGUAAAAUGCUGCUGAUGGGCUGUGUGUUCCAGCAGUUGCAGCCUGUACUGACUUUAGCCGCUGCAUUGAGCGUUCAAUCACCGUUUACUAACCGAGCCUACCGAGAUCCCGAUUGUGAGCGCGCCCGCAAAUCCCUCGAAUCAGACCACGGUGAUCCGAUAACGUUACUGAACGCCUACAAGGAGUGGCUAGAGUUGAAGCAAAACCGUACCGAAUACAGCCAUCACCACCGAGACCGGGAUGAUGAUCGACGUGGGGAAAACUCUAAAACGUGGUGCCGCCGUCGAGGACUGGAGGAGCAGCGGUUCUACGAGAUUACGAAACUGCGCAACCAGUUCCAGGAUCUACUCCAGGACUGUGGUCUAAUGGAGGCGCAGAGCAGUGCUGAGCAUCUGUCCAGUGCCGAACGAGCGAUCCGCAACGGAGAACUACGCCAGUUAAAGGAGCUACGCAAAGCGCACCGGAUGGAGGCACCAAGAAAGCGGAAACUACUCAAAUCCGAUAUUUGGGGCGCGGGAGAAGAAGAUGGCGACGGAACCGAAGGUGACGGACGUGUCGAUAUACGGGAUGUGGAGUUCCGAUUGAGCCACGACACUUCAAAGAUUCAAAAUCUACUCACCGGUGCAACGGCUUGCAGUUACCGGGAUCUAAUGACACUGAAGCUGAUUCUAGUCAGUGGUCUAUACCCUCAGGUGGCCAUUGCCGAUGAGUUCAACUAUUGUAAGAGUUUAUCAGAACAAUUUUUCCACACCCGAUCAAAACCGUACGUCUCGCUACAUCCGAUGAGCUUCUUCGGUAACAAUGCCCAGCUACUGCAGCUGACGGAAACGGAAAUCGAGGACAAACCGGUCCUUUACAAAUCACGCCAACCGCUCAGCGCACGCCAUCAGCUCGUUUGCUAUCUGACGCUGCUGGAAACGAACAAAUCUUACCUGACCAACACAUUACGUAUGCCGGCCGCUCAAACGUUGCUCCUGUUUGCGCACACCAUCGAAACGAACAGUACCUGCUCCCGGAUCGUGUGCGAUGCGUGGCUGUGUUUGGAUUUCCCAUCAAUUCCCGAAAGUGGCCAGACGUUACUGCUUAAGGCUACCAAAUUAAGGCGCCUGUGGAACCGUCUACUAGCCGAGAAGCUUAAAGCAUUAACCAUAACGGCCGAUGGAGAGCUGACAAAAGGGGAACGGCAGCAAUCGAUCGAGCAGAUGAACCACGAACUGUGGUCCAACCUGGCCCAAUUUAUGAACACGGAGGUAUGCUACACGAUCAAGAAGCUUCUGCCGGCGGAUCUGAAAGCUAUCUACAAGGGUCCACCGAUGGUGGAUGAUGACGAGGAAGCGACGCUUGAGAUUCCUUCUCCCAAUCCGUUUUCCGACGAUUUCCAACCACUGCCUAAUGCGGUAAAAGGUGGAAUUUAUCUUACCGAACACAUUACCUACGGAUGCCUUGUCGAGACCGAUUGGAGCAUGCAGAUGUACGAGAUGAUACUGGAGCACGACUGGGAGUGUAUUCACUGUGGAGGUACCUAUCGUUUGACCGGUUUACAGAAGCUGCAACAUAUGGAGACCUGCCAACCGGCAGCGGAAGUGAAGCCUGAGACGCUAGAUGCUGACGCUCUACCUUGUGAGCGUGCUAGUUCCUCGAAGAAAAAACUGAACGCUAGCCGGUACGAGUGUCCGUCCUGCGGUCGCCGGAUGAUGUUGAGUGCAAUCGAAGUGCUGAAACAUAAGAAAAGUUGUCGGAAGGAAGCAGCGCUUUCGGAUGGAAAAGUGAAACAGGAGCCAAAUGAAGAGAUGGUCGCUCCGUGAUUCCGCACCUGUGCCACGAGGUGCCACACUAACGUCAUUGCGUGUCGAAAUUUUCAAUAUAUAAGUAUAUAUAUAUAUUUAUAUAUAUGUAUACCUUUGGCUCUUACAGUGAUUCGAGUUUGAGUAUUGAAAUAUAACGUUUGGCAUC
Molecule: messenger RNA, 3933 nt
Organism: Anopheles darlingi
Lineage: Eukaryota; Metazoa; Arthropoda; Insecta; Diptera; Culicidae
Product: probable ATP-dependent RNA helicase DHX34
Exons: 6
Coding region: 120-3785 (1221 amino acids)
Biological process (GO): nuclear-transcribed mRNA catabolic process, nonsense-mediated decay
Cellular component (GO): intracellular anatomical structure
Molecular function (GO): ATP binding; RNA binding
Source: RefSeq, a predicted model, not a curated record